AUGAGCGAGUACAAGCUCCGCUCGGACUGCAAGGGACACGAGGACGACGUCCGAGGCGUCGCGGUGUGCGCCGCCGAUGUGUUCGCCACGUGUUCGCGCGAUAAGACCGUUCGCGUGUGGCGCGAGGCCAUCGGUGGCGUCGGGUUCGCGUGCAGCACCGUGUGCGUCGGCCACGAAUCCUUCGUCACCGCGCUCGCGUUCGCCCCGAACGACGCCUCGUCCGUCGUCUCCGGCGGCCGCGACAGGACCCUCGUGGCGUGGGACCCCGCGUCCGGCGACGCGCGAGGCCGGAUGAGGGGGCACGCCCUGGACGUCACCGCGGUGUGCAUCCUCUCCGACGGACGCGUCGUGUCCGGAUCCAUGGACAAGUCGAUCAAGAUCUUCGACCCGUCGAAGGCGUUCGAGUGCGUCGAGACGUUCGAUGACGCCCACGACUCGUCCGUGCUGGCGCUCGUCGCGCUGCCCGACGCGUUCGGCGGCGGGUUCCUCUCCGGCAGCGCGGACGCCACGAUCCGCGCGUGGAAAAACGCGAGCGCCGACGACGGAGCCGUGUUCGGCCGACACGCCGACACCGUCCGGGGCUUGGCGCUCAACGCGACCGCGAACCUGGUGCUCUCCGCGUCCCACGACACCACCGCCCGGGCGUGGACCCCCGCGGGUGACGUCGUCGCGACGUACCGCGGGCACAGCGCGCUGGUGUACGCCGUCGCGUCCAGCGCGUGCGGUACCCGGGUCGUCACGGGCAGCGAAGACGACACCGCUCGGCUGUGGCUCGCGUCGUCGGGCGAGUGCGCGCAGGUGGUACCUCACCCGGGCUGCGUGUGGUCCGUGGCGUACCUGCCGCCGCCGCCGGGAGGGGGAGGAGGAGGAGGAGGAGGAGGAAAGGGGGACGGCAAGGACGUCGGGGAUUUCGUGACGUGCUGCGCGGACGGCUCUGUUCGCGUGUGGACCGCGUCGCCCGAUCGAGUCGACGCGGCGGCGGCGAAGGCGCUCGAAGACUUCCUCGUCGCCCGGGCGGCGGAACGCGCCGCGCGCCAACUCGCGGACGCGCAGUCCAAGCUCAAGCUCGAGCCCCCGUCGGUGCUCGCGGCGCCGGGCGAUCGCGACGGCGCGACCAAGGUGAUCAAGGAGGAAGGCGGCUCGAUCGCGGCGUACUCGUGGAGCGCGGCGGGGUCGACGUGGGAGCGGCUCGGCGAGGUCACGGGCGUCGGCGACGGCGCCGGGAAAAAGACCUACGCCGGCCAGGAGUACGACUACGUCUUCGACGUGGACUUCAAGGACGGCGCGCCGCCUCUGAAGCUGCCGUUCAACGACGGCGAUAACCCCUACGCCGCCGCGGAGCAGUUCCUCGAGACGUCGGGGCUUCCGAUGGAGUACCGCGAGCAGGUUGUCAACUUUAUCGUCCAAAACGUGGGGUCGGCGAACGUCGCGCAGGGCGCCAACGUCGACCCGUUCACGGGCGCGGGGGCGUACGUGCCGGGGGGUGUCCCGACCGGCGGCGGCGCGUUCGGCGCCGGGGGCGGAGGGUACGGGGGGUCGCACGAUCCGUUCACGGGGGGCGGCGCCUACGUACCUUCCGCUCCGUCCGCCACAACCGCCGCCCCCGUGAACGGGUCGACGUUCAAGUACCUCCCGAUGCGAACGCCCGUCGCGUUCGAGACGGCCAAGUACGACGGGAUCCUCCGGAAGCUCUCCGAGUUUGGCGCGGAGGAGGGCGCCGCGGGUGACGUGGCGGCGGCGUGUAACGGCGGCGACCCGCCCGGCGCCUCGUCGAUUGCCGCGCUGGCCGCCUACCUGGAAUCGUGGCCUGUCGAUAAGUUGUUUCCGCUGCUCGACCUCUGCAGGAUGGCGGCGCUGCGCGGCGACGCCGCGGGGGUUUCCCGCGAGGUGGCGUCUGCGAUGGCGGCGGCGUGCGCGAGGUCGGUGGCGGAGGCGCCGAGGCUUCCGGCCAACUUGCUCACCGCGGGGAGGCUCUUCUGCAACGCGUUCAGGCACGAGGUUGCGCGAGACGCGUUCGUGCUGCGCGCGUCCGAGAUUCUGGAUGGAUUGGCCGCCGCCGCGUCGCCCGACGCCAAGACCCCCGCGAGGCUCGCGCUCGCCACCGCCGUCCUCAACGUCUCCACGCGCGUCCACGUCUCCGACGCCAGCCUCGCGGAGUGCGCCCCUCGGGCCGUCUCCGUGGGAGCCGAGCUGCUCCUGUCGUGCCCGGCGGAGGAGGACGACGCUCGAUUUCGGACGCUCGUGGCGCUCGCCCAGAUCGCCGCGGACGGCGGCGCGGAGUGCAAGUCUCUGGCGAAAGAUCUGGGCCUCGGGGACGUCGCGGAGGCGCUGCGGGUGUCGGGCGGGUCGGAGCGCGUCAGGGACGCGGCGGGCGACCUCAAGCUGGCGAUGUCGAGGUGA
Micromonas commoda is the source of this 2400-nucleotide messenger RNA. RefSeq lists its product with no specific name. Gene Ontology annotation, molecular function: ubiquitin binding. Bases 1 to 2400 code for a protein of 799 amino acids. Lineage: Eukaryota; Viridiplantae; Chlorophyta; Mamiellophyceae; Mamiellales; Mamiellaceae. The transcript is spliced from 3 exons. Gene Ontology annotation, biological process: proteasome-mediated ubiquitin-dependent protein catabolic process; ubiquitin recycling. Gene Ontology annotation, cellular component: cytoplasm; nucleus. The record is from RefSeq and is a predicted model, not a curated record.